Messenger RNA from Hevea brasiliensis (rubber tree), 573 nucleotides. RefSeq names its product callose synthase 5-like. Gene Ontology annotation, molecular function: glucosyltransferase activity. Lineage: Eukaryota; Viridiplantae; Streptophyta; Magnoliopsida; Malpighiales; Euphorbiaceae. Bases 31 to 462 code for a protein of 143 amino acids. The transcript is spliced from 3 exons. Gene Ontology annotation, cellular component: plasma membrane. The record is from RefSeq and is a predicted model, not a curated record.
GGUCUGUCCUGGCUGGUAAUUGUUGCUGUGAUGAUCAUCUUAAAGAUUGUUUCCAAGGGCAGAAAAAAAUUUAGCGCAGAUUUCCAGUUGAUGUUCAGACUUCUUAAGUUGUUUCUGUUUAUAGGAUUUAUGGUCAUUCUUGUUAUUCUGUUUACCACCCUUCAUCUCACAGUUGGAGACAUUUUUCAGAGCUUACUAGCCUUUCUGCCUACCGGAUGGGCGCUUCUGCAGAUAUCACAAGCAUCAAGACCAUUGUUAAAGGGUAUCAAAAUGUGGGGGUCUGUGAAGGCUCUUGCUAGAGGAUAUGAAUACAUGAUGGGAUUGGUCAUCUUUACACCAGUAGCUGUACUGGCCUGGUUCCCAUUUGUAUCGGAGUUCCAGACCAGGCUUCUGUUCAACCAAGCAUUCAGUCGAGGGCUUCAGAUCCAACGUAUUCUGGCUGGUGGGAAGAAGAACAAAUAGGUGCUGCCUCUACUUGAUCUUGAUUAUAAUUUUGGUGGCCCAUGGCCAUGUCCCCUGUUCAUAUGUACCAUAGAGAUGGCCGCAACAUGAAAGUGUCUGCUGUGUUUUAUC